UUGAAAAGUUUUAGACUAUGCAUUCAAGGUGGAUCAAAUGGUGGUCUUUUAGUAGCCGCAUGCUCACAACAACGUCCGGAACUCUAUGGCGCCGUUAUAAAUCGUGUUGGUGUGCUGGAUAUGUUACGUUUUCAUAAAUUCACUAUUGGUGGGGCAUGGAUACCUGAAUAUGGCAAUCCGGACAAAGCUUCAGAUUUUCCGUAUAUUUAUCAAUAUUCACCUCUACACAACAUCCGUAUGCCUCCGAAUGGUGUUCAGUGGCCAUCCACAUUGUUGAUGACUGCAGAUCACGAUGAUCGCGUAGUGCCAUCUCAUUCUCUGAAAUACAUAGCGCAGUUGUAUGAGGUGGUACAUAAUGCGAGUGGUGUACAACGUAAUCCGUUACUUAUCCGUGUGGAAGUGCGUGCCGGUCAUGGAUCUGGUAAACCAACAUGUAAAGUGAUAUCUGAAUUGGUGGACAUGUACAGUUUUAUGCAGCGUGUGUUGGGCAUGUCAUGGCACGAAUGA
Messenger RNA from Anisakis simplex (herring worm), 507 nucleotides. The record is from the annotation of a GenBank genome assembly. Lineage: Eukaryota; Metazoa; Nematoda; Chromadorea; Rhabditida; Anisakidae.